Molecule: messenger RNA, 901 nt
Organism: Anopheles merus
Lineage: Eukaryota; Metazoa; Arthropoda; Insecta; Diptera; Culicidae
Product: bolA-like protein 3
Exons: 3
Coding region: 444-758 (104 amino acids)
Source: RefSeq, a predicted model, not a curated record
AACUAAUGUCUCGAACAUACCGGUGCCGUAAAGAGCAAAACAUACCAAAACAAUAUGUUUUUAUCAUUGCUGCUACACACAAACUAAACACAAUCUUCAAAAGUUUAUCAUUGUUGGCAAAGUUUGGGGCCGAGCAAAACAAAACAAAAAAUCUUUCCUUGAUAGAUCGGAAAGACAGUCUAAAAUAUCCUCCUGACCGUGACAGUCCAUCCGGUGUUGGUUUCAUAACUGGUUGUUAUCAAAGCAAUCUGCACAUUUGCACUAGGCUAACAAUCCAGAAAGUGUUUGUGGUUUAACAAAAACUAUUAAAUAAAAAGAAGUAGGCCUAAUCUUGUUAGCUGGAAAUCAUGAGUGGAUAUUUGGCUCGAAACUACGGCAGUCGCUACAUAUCUGUGAGUAAAAAAAAGAGAAGGAAAAUCGGAAGUUGAAUUGCUACACCUAAAAUGCAGCAUGCUAUACGAAAAAUCACUAUCACUUUCAGUUCUAUACUCAGCCGUGUGUGGUCAGGAAACUCACAGCUGAUGAAAAAUUCCGAAGCAACUUUGAGAAAAACACUCGAAGCAAAGUUCCCUCAGGCAAAGAACAUCGUCGUUAGCGACAUUUCCGGAGGAUGUGGAUCGAUGUACGAAAUAUACGUCGAAAGUAAAGAAUUUAAAGGUUUGUCGACUGUUAAGCAACACCGGUUGAUCACGGAAACUCUCAAAUCGGAAAUUAAGGAUAUGCAUGGCCUGCGGAUACACACAUCGAUAGCUGAAUAAUUGCUACUCAGAAAUUGGAUAACGUUUGCUGUAGCUGAGCGCUAUAGAUCAAAUAAUGAUGAUACUUCUACGGAAGCAACGAUGCAAAACGUCACUUGCAUAGACAAAAAAUCCAAAAUAAAAUGUUCUAAUACGUACCUCUA